This is a messenger RNA of Racocetra persica, 615 nucleotides long. Lineage: Eukaryota; Fungi; Glomeromycota; Glomeromycetes; Diversisporales; Gigasporaceae. The record is from the annotation of a GenBank genome assembly.
AUGGGAAAGAGAAAGCAAGUAAUGUCUGACAGAUUAGAGAAAAACUUUUCUGCUUCUAUGAAUUAUGAAUUAGAAAGUUUUUUUCCUGGUGUUAAAGAUUCUGAGUUUAGAACUAUUCCUGGCGUUAGUAAUUUAAGGCUGUCUGCUAGUUCUGUAACUUCCAAUUAUGAUGGUACUCUGCCUAGUUUUAUGACUUAUAAGGUGUCUGUUUCUGUGAAUUCUGAGUUGUCUGGUCCUACAAAUGAGUUGUCUGGUCCUACAAAUGAGUUGUCUGGUCCUAUGAAUGAGUUUUAUAGUUUUACAAAUGAGUUUUCUGGUUUUACAAAUGAGUUUUCUGGUCCUACAAAUGAAUUGCCUUGUUUUGUGAACUAUGAGUUGCCUUGUUCUGUAAACUAUGAGUUGCCUUGUUCUGUGAACUAUGAGUUGCCUGGUCCUACAAAUUAUGAGCUUUUUUGUCUUGUAAAUAAGAAAUUGUUUGGUCUUGUAAAUAAGGAAUUGUCUGUUCUUGAGAAUAAAGAGUUGUCUGGUCUUGAGAACUUCGAAGUAAACAAUAAUUUACCUGGUUCUAUGAACUUUGAGGUGGAUAGUAAUUGGUCUAAUCUUAUGAACUUUGAG